This is a messenger RNA of Aspergillus pseudoviridinutans, 831 nucleotides long. Its product is annotated as OB-fold domain-containing protein. Lineage: Eukaryota; Fungi; Ascomycota; Eurotiomycetes; Eurotiales; Aspergillaceae. The record is from RefSeq and is a predicted model, not a curated record. The transcript is spliced from 2 exons. The coding region runs from base 1 to 831 and encodes 276 amino acids.
AUGGCGACAGCUGAGAAUGGCGAUCUCACGUUUUACCCGGCAUUCUGCUUCAGAGCAUCUCCAACCCAUUUCACCUGGGUAAAAAUGGCAGCGGCGGAUGUGCAUCGACUCAAGAGACGGCCGGGAUUUGAAGGCCAAAACAUCUUCUUCUACCUCAACCACCCCAUCCGCUUUGUAUCCCUGGUCGGGAUCAUCGUCGCCAGAACAGACGUCUUCAAACGCACAAUCCUCACAUUAGACGACAGCAGCGGCGAGACCAUCGAAAUCGCCGUCCUGAAAGCCGAGUCCCCAGGCCCGGACUCUGCAGACCGGACUCCACACCGGCAGCAACAGCAACAGCCACCGGAAAAGGCCGCACGCCAUGUCGCAGCAACCAACAGAACUGACCUGGACAUAUCCCCGCUCGUCCCAGGGACCGUGGUGCAGGUGAAAGGCACGCUGACCAUGUUUCGAGCUGCGAUGCAGCUACAGCUAGAGCGCUUCUUCCUGAUCCGGGACACGACCACCGAAAUGCGGUUCGUGGAUCAGCGCAGCCGGUACCUGGUUGAGGUGCUGACUGUCCCGUGGGAAUUGACGAGUGAGGAGGUCAAGCGGUUGCGGCUUGAGGCGGAGGCCGAGGAGGAGCAGGCCGAAGAAGAGCAGGACCGAGCGCGUAGAAGGCAUAGGAAGCGUGCGGAGCGCGAGGAGAAGGACCAGCGUCGGAUUCAGAGGCAGUGGGAACGUGAAGAGCAGCUGAGAGAGAAAGAGGCGGUUCUGUGUCAGGAAGCUGGGCGUAGGGCCAUGCGCGCUAUUCAGCGGAAGCGCGCCAUGAAUACAAGCGGUGGAAUAUGA